CACAUUUCUGUAUCCAUGCCCGGCAAGUCCUGUCAGCUGCAGGGUGAACAUGUUUCUGCUAGGACAGAUUGGAGUGCAGACUGCAGCUCCUCUGCACCGCUCACCCAGUGCCAGCCCAGGGACACCAGCACAGGGACACCGGGAGCUCAGCGUGGGACAGCUGGGCGGAGCAGCCGCCCCGGGCUCCCGCUCCCGCCCCCGCCGGUGCGGGCGGUGCGGGGUGGAUCCUGCGAAAAUGGACGGGAGCAGCGGCGCGCGCUGGGAAGGGCAGCGGGUAAAUCAGCAACCCGCGUCCCCUUAAAAGAGAUUAAAGUUCAGUUCGGUCCUCAAAGGAGCUCCGGGAAAACAAUGAAUCUGUUUCUGGAGCUUCUCCUGUUCCUGGCCACGCUCCUCUACUCCUACCUGGAGGCUUUUGUGAAGCUGUUCGUGCCUGUGAGGAGAAAGUCUCUCAGCGGGGAGCUGGUGCUCAUCACGGGCGCUGGCCAUGGCGUCGGGAGAGCGACCGCCUUGGAGUUCGCCAAGCGCCAGAGCAGGCUGGUUCUGUGGGACAUCAAUAAGCACGGUGUUGAGGAGACAGCAGCAGAAUGCCAGAAGCUGGGAGCCACUGUCCAAACCUUUGUGGUGGACUGCAGCAAACGGGAGGAGAUCUACAGUGCUGCAGACAAGGUGAAAAAGGAGAUUGGGGAUGUGACCAUCCUGGUGAACAACGCUGGUGUGAUUACAGCUGCCGACUUUCUCUCGACUCAGGACCACCAGAUAGAAAGGAUGUUUGAAGUCAACAUUCUUGGUCACAUGUGGACCACGAGAGCUUUUCUGCCAGUCAUGAUGAACAACAACUACGGGCACAUUGUCACAGUGGCUUCGGCUGCAGGUCAUUUUGUGAUUCCUUUCAUGGUGGCAUAUUGCUCAAGCAAGUUUGCUGCAGUUGGAUUUCAUAAAGCUCUGACAGAGGAGCUGUCUGCCCUGGGAAAGGAUGGAAUAAAAACAACGUGCCUUUGUCCAGUUUUUAUAAACACUGGAUUUGUCAAAAACCCCACUGUAAGGCUUGGAAAGAUUUUGGAGAUUGAAGAAGUUGUAGAGGCUCUGAUGGAAGGAAUAGUGACCAACCAGAAAAUGGUUUUUGUUCCAUCAAAUCAGAGUGUUGGUUUACUGCUUGAAAGGGUGUUUCCAGAACGUGCCCUGAAUCUUCUGAGGAAGAUGACUGAUGUCAAGUUUGAUGCAGUCAUUGGGCAGAGAAGCACGCAGUGAAAAGCAAGAACUGAUUCUCAUUUCCCAGAGGCACCAGAGAAGACAGAACAUGUGCUGAGUGUAGUUCCGCUGGCUUGAUUCAGAGCAGAGCUAAGGCAGGUGCUUCCAGGCCACCAUUCCCAGGCACACCUAAGGGCUUAUCCCACACCUGCAGCUGGGACACACCUGCAUAACAGGGAGUGUUAGCAAAGCAGAGAUGCAGCUCUAGAAGGGCUGCUUUGAAUGUACAUCCCAUCACCUCUAUCUCAUUGUGCUGAGGCUGGCAGGAAUUCCCACAAAGGUGGGUGGCCUGUUUUCAGUUCAAUUUAUAUUCUUAAAAUAUAAAAUUCUCUAAUGAACACUGAAUUUCCCAUAUUUUUGUAGCAAAUACCUGAAAUAAUAGAGGUGUAUAUGUAAUAUACCUAAUUACAUCGAUUAUCAAUUACGCAUUUGCACCAAUAAUAUGCCUUUAUAUGAAUAAAUACAGUUCUUUAACACAAA
Messenger RNA from Corvus hawaiiensis (hawaiian crow), 1728 nucleotides. Its product is annotated as estradiol 17-beta-dehydrogenase 11-like. The record is from RefSeq and is a predicted model, not a curated record. The transcript has 7 exons. Bases 16 to 1248 code for a protein of 410 amino acids. NCBI's taxonomy places the organism in Eukaryota, Metazoa, Chordata, Aves, Passeriformes, Corvidae. Gene Ontology annotation, molecular function: oxidoreductase activity, acting on the CH-OH group of donors, NAD or NADP as acceptor. Gene Ontology annotation, cellular component: lipid droplet.